CUGAGCAGGACCUGGACCAGGCCUGGUCCUGCCCUGGGUAGGGUGUUCCCCAUGAUGAUUAGGGGGCAGGAAGAUGGGCUGUGACCAGACAUGCCAUUGAGAUGAACUCAACAGAGUGGUCUUUGAUGUUCUCCGGCCAAGCCCAGUUCUCGAAAGGCAUAAAAGUGAAGGAGAGCCUGGGACAGCUAGACUUGGAAGGCUCCUCGUUCCUUUGAUACUUUCGCUCCUCUGCCUCUUUGGCACCAGCUCCCACCAUGACCCAACGAUCUUCUGUCACCAUCAAGUCAGGAGGCACUCGGAACUUCAGUGCUUCCUCGGCCAGCCUCCUCCCAGGCUGCCGGCCCAGCUUCAGCUCUGUCUCCGUCUCCCAGGGUGGAAAGAGCUUCGGGGGUGGCUUUGGGGGUGUCUUCGGGACCAGGAGCCUCCACAACUUUGGAGGCAGCAAGAGAAUCUCCAUCAGUGGAGGCUACCGCUCCAACCGGGCCAGCGGUGGGGGCUCUGGCUAUGGGCUGGGUCUCGGAGGCAUGGGCUACAGGGUUGGGGGAGCCUUCGGUGGGUAUGGAUUUGGAGCUGGGAUGAUGCCUGGCUCUGGGGGCAUCCAGGAGGUCACCGUCAACCAAAGCCUCCUGACCCCCCUCCACCUGGAGAUAGAUCCCUCUCUCCAGCGGGUACGAAAGGAGGAGAGGGAACAGAUCAAGACCCUCAACAACAAGUUUGCCUCCUUCAUUGACAAGGUGCGGUUCCUGGAGCAGCAGAACAAGGUCCUGGAGACCAAAUGGAGCCUCCUGCAGGAGCAUAAAACCACCAGGGCCAAUAUCGAGCCCAUGUUUGAAGCCUACAUCAGCAACCUGAGGCGGCAGCUGGACUGCCUGGGUGGAGAGCGGGCACGGCUAGAGACAGAGCUCAAGAACAUGCAGGACGUGGUGGAAGACUUCAAGAACAAGUAUGAAGAAGAAAUCAACAGGCGCACGGUAGCAGAGAACGAGUUUGUGGUGCUCAAGAAGGACGUGGAUGCUGCCUACAUGAACAAGGUGGAGUUGGAGGCCAAGGUGGAUGCCUUAAUGGAUGAAAUCAACUUCCUGAGAGCUUUCUAUGAUGCGGAACUGGCUCAGCUUCAGGCCCAGAUCUCAGAAACCUCCGUGGUGUUGUCCAUGGACAACAACCGCAAGCUGGACCUGGACAGCAUCAUCUCUGAGGUCAAGGCCCAGUAUGAGGACAUCGCCAACCGCAGCCGGGCCGAGGCCGAGUCCUGGUACCAGAUCAAGUACGAGGAGCUGCAGCGGUCUGCGGGCCGCCACGGGGACGACCUCCGCACCACCAAGAUGGAGAUCUCCGAGCUGAACCGUGUGAUGCAGAGGCUGCGCUCUGAGAUUGAUAACCUGAAGAAACAGUGUACCACACUCCAGAACGCAAUCGCUGAUGCCGAGCAGCGCGGGGAGCUGGCCCUCAAGGACGCCAAGCACAAGCUGGCCGAGCUGGAGGAUGCCCUUCAAAAGGCCAAGCAGGACAUGGCCCGGCAGCUGCGGGAGUACCAGGAGCUCAUGAACGUCAAGCUGGCCCUGGACAUCGAGAUCGCCACCUACCGCAAGCUGCUGGAGGGCGAGGAGUGCAGACUCACUGGGGAAGGUGUCGGACCUGUGAACAUCUCCGUGGUCUCCUCCACCGGAGGCACAGGCUACAGUGCAGGUGGCGGUGGCCUCUGUGUGGCCGGAGGCGGCUACAGCAGCAGCCUGGGCUACGGCGGGGGCAGCGGCUUUAGCUCCACCAGUGGCCGCAGCAUGAGUGGCAGCAGCUCCAGCAUGCGUAUCAUCUCCAAGACGUCAUCCACCAAGAAGAGUUACAGGAGCUAAAGGACCCUGCCAGCCUCGGCUGCCCCCUCAAGGUCCCCAAUGCCCAACCCUAAGGCCUGCCGCUUUGCUGAUGCUCCAUGCACACAAUCAACAGCCAGAGGCGAGGGGAGUGGUCUGUGAGUUCUAAGGUCACCUUGCCCAUCCCUCUGUCUCAAGGAGGUACCCCCCUUGCUCCUCAUCCCAGAGCCCUCCAAAGUCCCCAAGCAUCCAAUCCAACUAACGCUGACUCAACUGCCCUGUGCCAAGACCCAGGCUAGGACUUUGCCCGUCAGUGGCUUCCAGAGCAAGGGUGAAGAAGUAGGGUCUUCCUCUCCCCAUCCGAGCCGAGUCCACUGCACCCAUACUCCUUUAUGGGGGAGGGGUGAGCUUAGGAUUGACCUUGGUACCCCCAAAGAAGUUGAGUGUAAUCUCGGCCAGAGUUCACACAUGUGUGCUCUCUCACUGCACACAGAACCAUCUCCUACAUGCCCCCCUCACACCAGGGAAUGUUGCCAAACUGGCCGGCGUAUUGUGUCCUCACCUCCUGCCUUCUUGUCCCCACCCAGCCACCAGCCACUUCCCCUGACAACUCCCACCAUCAGAAUAUUGGAAUAAGAAAUCAACACCACACAAAACAUUACCAACUCAAUUAUUCAUGCUAGAAUAGAAUAAUUUUAUCAAGAACCCAAAAGUUCUCCAUGGCCUAGGACUAUGUUCCAUGAUCGUUCAUAGCCAAACGCCUUCAAAUCAGCCUCAUUGAAGCCAAUAUUAGAAUUACCGCCCCACACAGAACCGCCCUGCUGCUGAGUGGGAGGGAGGCAGGCUCACGCCAGGCUGUGGGAAGGCAGCGAGGCAGAAGGUGCACCAGGUAAGGGAGUCCAGUUGGCCUGUGUUAGAACUGCCCUGAGAGAAUCCCCCUGCAGAAUAAUCCUCCGGGCUCAGGAGUCUUUCUCCAUCCUCUGUGGUAGCCAUGUCCCUUUUCUGGAAAGUUCUCUUUCCUGCUUACUUUUCUCUUUCCAUCUUCUCAUCCACCCUCCCUCCUUAUUCUCCUCCUCCCCCACCAUAUGUGAUUCCUCCCCCGAUCCCUCCUCUCCGCCCCUUUAUUUCUUUUCUCCCUCUCCCAUUCAUCCGUUUGGCAAUAGAUCUCCUGCUCCCUCCUUGCUGACCUUUCUUUCUCUCUCUCCCUGUCUCUGAAAUAUCUACAGUGUGGAUUUUCCUGUCCCCAGCCUUGGCUACAACCACAACUCUUAAGGCAAUCCACCAAACCCCCUGCCCCACAGGGAAGACCUAAGAGGGCAGACACGGGAGAGGGGCAGUCCUCCCCCUGUGUCUUUCCUCGCUCUCAGAGGAUGCUUGCUCGGCCUGUGAAGGAAGCAGAGGUAGGGGAACAGUGGAAGAGGGGAGCCACGUAGGCACAGAGAUCUUCCCCUACUUGAGGAGCUGUGAGCCUUCCCAAUGCCUGCCACGUAUUCAAGACCAAAAUGCAUUCCAAAAGCAGGCAGGGACUGGCUGCCAGCUGUAGACAUGAAGACAGGAGAGAAAAAAGUCACCCCGCUCUGAUGGUCUCAAACCCUUCUGAACUGCCUGCUCCCCAUGCCUGCCUAUUUCCUAAAAUCGCUUCAAUAAAGUGUC
Acinonyx jubatus (cheetah) is the source of this 3461-nucleotide messenger RNA. RefSeq names its product keratin, type II cytoskeletal 5-like. Gene Ontology annotation, cellular component: keratin filament. The transcript is spliced from 9 exons. The record is from RefSeq and is a predicted model, not a curated record. The coding region runs from base 255 to 1850 and encodes 531 amino acids. Gene Ontology annotation, biological process: keratinization; intermediate filament organization. Lineage: Eukaryota; Metazoa; Chordata; Mammalia; Carnivora; Felidae. Gene Ontology annotation, molecular function: structural constituent of skin epidermis.